Messenger RNA from Didymosphaeria variabile, 1134 nucleotides. RefSeq lists its product as uncharacterized. The record is from RefSeq and is a predicted model, not a curated record. NCBI's taxonomy places the organism in Eukaryota, Fungi, Ascomycota, Dothideomycetes, Pleosporales, Didymosphaeriaceae. The transcript has 2 exons. The coding region runs from base 1 to 1134 and encodes 377 amino acids.
AUGGGUCUCUGGAGCUCUAAGAAGCACUACCUCAACCAGGUCGGUUUCGAGCAACAUCAAGAACAGCCCAAGCGCAUCUCCACCUCAGCCGGCCACCGCCUCACCGUCAUCCUCGAGAAUGGAAGCUCCGACAACCAAGCCACGAAGGCACGUGAAGCGCAUCGCGAUUUGGGACGGAAAAGCGGCCUGAGCCCUAUACUGGCUGAUGUACCAGAGGACAGGAGUGCGAGCGCCCACUCAAGUGGCUAUAGCUUCAAUGUAUGGAGUGAGAAUGAGAAAUUUGCUGCGCUGCGGAACCACAAGCAGGUCGCGAAAAGAGGAGGCUGGAAAAGGUUACUCAUCAUACUCGCAAUCAUUAUGUUAUUGAUAAUCGCCUUGGGCGUCGGUCUGGGUGUAGGACUGAAGAAGAAGAAGUCCGAGAGCUCUUCCUCCAACUCCGGUACAUCCACCUUUGGUACACCCGCCUCUGGUACACCCACAUCCGAAUCCUCCGACUCUCCAACCUCGACCUCAAGUUCAAUCGCGCAACCCUCCGAGUUCCCUCUCGGCACGUACAGCCUCGUAACCUUCCUUGACACUGUCCAAACGAAUUGCACGUCCAACCCCAUGACCUGGACAUGCGCUCCCUACACCACCUACUAUACCUCAAACUCCAAGUCCCUCGCGACCUUCAACUGGAUAAUUUCCGGCUCAAAAGGCGCCUACAAAAUCUCAUCAACCGACAACCCCUUCAGUCUAUCCUUCAAGAACGCCAAUCUGGAACUUCUCGACGAAGGAAAGGAGCAAGAGCGGUACCGAUUCCAGAUCGAUCAAACAAAGACGGUCAGCCCGAGCACGAACCUGACAUCCGAUAACGCCGCUGUCGAAUGCGAUUUUGUUGGGAACCUACAGGGAGUCAUGUACACGAAGAUGGCGAAGGAGUAUCCAAGCGAUCAGGAUCCCGACCCAGACACGAGUCACACCACUUGGCCGUACGCCGUGCGUGUCGAGCAGACGGCGGCAGGCGGUGAGGGUGUGCCAAAUUGCUACAAGACCACUUCGAGUGGGCAGAAAGGUGAUACCGUCAGCCUUGAAGCAGAGGAUGCGACUACGAUGUGCUCGUGUCUGUAUAAGAAUUGGCAUACGCCAAUGUAG